UUAAACUCACGUGUGUGUGAUGUGUUUCAAAUUUUUGAUUUUGAUUUAAGACAAAAAAAAAUUUAAAUAAAAAAUCAGAUAAUGCAGAUUGUCAAAAAUGAAGGCUUCAAUGUUUUACAGAUUAAGUAUGACAAGAAUUCAUCGGUUAUACGACAUUUAUAUAUGAAACGUUUUGUUUUAAAUGCCGUAUCGCAGCAACAACAACAGAAAAAUUCUGAUCAAGAACAACACGAUGAAUGUAAACCUGAAAAUCGUACAUUGUUCAUGUUGAAUAUACCACCAUUCAUAAAUGAACAUCAUAUUCGAUAUUUAUUCCGUAAUUGUGGACAAAUCGUAAAGGUUUAUUUCGAAGAGAAGCCAUCAUAUUCAACAGCUACAUUAAUGUAUGAAAAAAUAAAAAAAUUAGAUUCCACCACAAUGAAUCGAAAACAAUCGAAUGAAUCAGCAGCAGCACCAUCAAUUGCAGAAUUUUUCACGAAAGAAAAUGAAAUUAUUGCCUAUAAAAUUUGUUAUGUUGUUUUUGGUAAAUCAAGUGGUCUUUCGAAUGCUUUAGAGAUGGCCCAAACUGAUGAUCAAAUUUAUACUUUUGUACCGGAUGAAAUUGAUGAUUCAAGUGAUAGCCAUUGGCUCACUGGUAUGAAAUUAUGGCAAUCACAAUAUAAUCAUUCAAUAGCUCAACAAUAUCAUCUGGUAAAAAUUGCUGAAAAAUUUGUAGCUGAAUGCGAUAUGCAUUCGGAUGAACAAGACGAACAGAAACAGAUGGAAGCUGAACAAUUGAAUGAACAACAACGACAAUCAGAUGGAUGGAUUACGGUGAAUCGUCGUUUACGACGUGAUCGUCGUGCAUUAAUCGCUAAUCAACAACAUGAUCAAAAAAUUGAAGAAAAAUAUAAAGAUCGUGAAAUGAAACGAAAAUCAAUGGAGCAAAAAUUUGAUGAACAAAUUGCACCAAUCAUUGAAGCAGCGAUGAAAAAGAAAAAGAAAAAUCCUCGUGCUACAUACAACAGUUUUUAAUAAUUGAAAUUUUUUGUAAAAUAAUAAAAUUUUUUAUUAUA
Dermatophagoides farinae (American house dust mite) is the source of this 1055-nucleotide messenger RNA. RefSeq names its product ribosomal RNA-processing protein 7 homolog A. Gene Ontology annotation, cellular component: UTP-C complex; CURI complex. Lineage: Eukaryota; Metazoa; Arthropoda; Arachnida; Sarcoptiformes; Pyroglyphidae. The record is from RefSeq and is a predicted model, not a curated record. Gene Ontology annotation, molecular function: nucleic acid binding. Gene Ontology annotation, biological process: rRNA processing; ribosomal small subunit assembly.